AUGACCGAAAGUAAUUUUUACAAAAGUGCCCAAAAAUACUGGGCCGAUAUCCCGGCAACAGUGGACGGAGUUCUCGGUGGGUAUGGCUACAUCUCCGACAUAGAUAUUAAAGGUUCUAGAGAAUUCUUAGACAACAUUUUAGCUCUCGACAAAUCGCCAGCGAGAAACAUCGCACUCGAUUGCGGCGCAGGUAUUGGUCGCAUCACAAAAACUCUACUGAUCCCACGCUUCCAGAAGGUCGACAUGGUUGAACAAGACGAGAAGUUCGUUAACACCGCAAAACAAUUGAUCGGCAAAGACAACAAUAAACUCGGAACGGUGUACAAAAUCGGACUCCAGCAUUUCAAGCCGCAAAAAACUUACGACGUCAUCUGGUGCCAAUGGGUGCUCGGUCACCUGAAAGAUUACGAUUUGAUCGCAUUCUUAGAGAGAUGCACUGACGCUUUAUCAAAGAACGGUGUAAUUGUUGUCAAAGAGAACAUAUCGACGAGUGAAGAAAUUGAAUAUGACGACGACGAUUCAUCUGUAACUCGUCCACUGGAAAUUUUACAUAAAAUUUUCGGUGCAGCAAAACUGAAAAUUCUCAAGACGUCAAUACAAGCCGGUUUCCCCGAAGACAUAUAUCCAGUACAUUCGUUCGCUUUAGUACCUGAGGGAUCCUAA
Molecule: messenger RNA, 663 nt
Organism: Diatraea saccharalis (sugarcane borer)
Lineage: Eukaryota; Metazoa; Arthropoda; Insecta; Lepidoptera; Crambidae
Source: the annotation of a GenBank genome assembly